This is a messenger RNA of Pseudophryne corroboree (corroboree frog), 3827 nucleotides long. It is a transcript of the gene CDC42SE2, whose product is annotated as CDC42 small effector 2. Gene Ontology annotation, biological process: regulation of Rho protein signal transduction. The record is from RefSeq and is a predicted model, not a curated record. Gene Ontology annotation, molecular function: small GTPase binding. Lineage: Eukaryota; Metazoa; Chordata; Amphibia; Anura; Myobatrachidae. Gene Ontology annotation, cellular component: plasma membrane. The transcript is spliced from 5 exons. Bases 674 to 928 code for a protein of 84 amino acids.
GGAGACCCGAAGUGAGGGUGUCGGGGAGUGGGGUGUGUGUGGUCCCCCCGUGUCGCUCUGUCUCCCACUGUGGCAGCUCGGAGUAGUGCAGCGUGGUAGAUGUGCCCUGGCCUCCGCUGCUUUGUCUCCUCCCAGCUCUCUGCAGCCGUGAUCGCUGCCUGACUCACGCCGAGGGAGGAGGAGGCUGCAGCCAUUCAAUUCCCCUCCAGCCGCCGCUGCCGCCGCCAUCAUCUACGCUUCCUCCCGUACUCCUCCCUCCGCAUAUCACGCUCGCAUCACUCCUUACUCGCCGGCUCCGAUCUGUGUGGCUGCCGUCUGGCUGCGGGAGGUGAGAGCAGACAGUGGGGUCUCUGCGGGGAGAGAGGCGGGAGUGGCGGAGGGAAUCCCUCGCUCAUCCAUCACUGGCACAGGGCACCGGUCCCGGAGGUGAGGACGCAGCAGAGCCGUAGCCGGAUCUUUAUCUGCACAGGCUGCAGGGCACUCUCCUCAAUGCAGGAACCACUGGCUGAGGAUACACCUUCCCUGAGCACCUGACAUACCAUCGGAAACUUUACACCAAGGACGCACACUUUUAUUGGAUUCAGAGAACAGUUUUAAAGUACUGUCCCCCCGGGAUUGUGUAGAGUGUGACGGUCACCACUUUGACUGCACUAUAGCCUUUGAACUAUUAGCAAUGAGUGAAUUUUGGUUGUGUUUCAACUGCUGCAUUGCAGAACAGCCGCAGCCUAAAAGGCGGCGGCGGAUCGACAGAAGCAUGAUUGGAGAGCCAACAAACUUUGUUCACACUGCACAUGUAGGGUCCGGAGAUGUAUUUAGCGGAAUGAAUUCAGUGAGUUCCAUCCAAAACCAAAUGCAGUCAAAGGGCGGCUACGGUGGCAACAUGUCAGCAAAUGUCCAGAUGCAGCUUGUGGAUACAAAGGCUGGAUAACCUUAGUAUUACCUGGGUCUCCUGGAUGGAUCAUAAGUUCUGUUUUAUUUUUGUCUCAACCACCCUCAUUUGGUGACCGUUUUUUGUGUUCUCCAUCGUGUACAAGAUGGUGCAUUGUGCUCCCAUGUGAUGGAAAAGAUGAGCUGUGCCGACGAUCUUGUCUUCAUUAUAGGCAGAACCAUGUCUCUUCAGUGGAGUUGACAUUGGUCUGUGCCAAAUGAGAAUUUAAAACAAAACCAAUUUAGAAUAAUCUUACUUUGCAGGCCCUCAUGUUUUCAUCCUGGCUUUUUAUUUUGUCUUUUUUUUUUUUCUUUUUCUUUUUAAGUUAAUUGCUAUAUGCAGGCCUCGGCUCUUGGUUUUUGGUAAGGCCUGGGACUUUGAAGCACAAAUUUUAAUUGCAAUUUGGACUCUGUUUAGUAGAUGACUUGCAUGCUAUGUAAUGGUUGCUUUGUACAGUGUCCCUGACCAGGGCCAAGAAAUAUAAAAUCGUUUGUUGCUGAAGACUGAGGAUACUUGUAUCUGCCAAAAUGUCCUCCUGAAGCAACAGGAGUAUAUAGACUUAAAUCACUUUAGGUCUACCCCAAAUUGAUCUCGAUAUGGAUUAUAUAAUAAUAAUAAGAAGAAGAAGAAGAAGAAGAAGAAUUAUUAUGAUAAUAAUAAAAGCUUCCAUACAUAAGGAGUUCUGUUGUAAAUGUUCAAUAUAUUUAUUUGCAAGAUCUGACCUCGAGAUUGUAAACCAGUGUAGUAACCUAUACAGUGUUGUGUUGGUGCUUUUGUCUGUCAAGAAAAAUAAAAUCCAAACACCAUUCCUGCUUUCUUACCCAUUUACCUGCCUAUACUAAGGUAGCUGGUAGUGCAUGUCAGGCUACCUGCAAUAAUCUCUUAACAUUUAAUAACAACAUGCAGGCUGUGUUCCCUGUGAUGCUGUGUUCCCAAACUCUGUCCUCAAGUACCCCCAACAGUUCAUGUUUUCCAGGUCACCCACCAGGUGCACAGCUGUAUUCAUUACUCAUUGACACAUUUUAAAAGAUCCACAGGUGUAGCAAAUUAUUUCACCAGUGAGACCUGGAAAACAUGAACUGUCCGCGGUCCUUGAGGACCAAGUUUUAGAACCGCUGCUGUACAGCUACCAGCAUGCUGUCAUCCAGCUUAUGGCUCCAAUAGCAGACCCUGAUCUAAGCCGUGCACUCUUGAAAUGACUUCAUUUAUCAUGAUUUAAUAGUUAAUAGAAUACAUACAUUAGCCAUGAUUCUGAUUUGUAUAUGUAUAAGAGGAUUUUACCCUCCAAGAUGUCCGUUUUAGUUAUUUUUCACAAAAUAAUGCACAACGCAUAUUAAGAUAAACAGCAAUAUGUGAAUGGAAAAUUGUGUUCAACAUAAACUGUAGAAGUUGCAAUUGAUGAAAACUAAUGUAACGUUGAGUUUGUGUUUAGCAUCUUUUCAAGCUGUAUGACCGUCCCUUAAAUUUAUUUUUUUAUUUUUGCAGUUGUUUAACGCAUUCACCAUCCUCAUUUCAAAUAGCAGAAUUGUAGGGGUCUUAUUUCUGUAACACCAACAGUUCCCAUGGUGCAUACUCUUGCUGAAGCCAAUUAACAGUCUAUACUCCAGGACCCAAGUCGUGGAGAAGUUCAGGUGAAUACACAGCUACUAGUUAUGUGUCAGCACCACAAAUGUAUAUGAAUGCAGUGCAUCCACGACAGCCAUCCCAUCUGCAUUAUUAGCCUACUAAACCUAAAUAGCUCCAGUUAGAAGCUAUUAGCGAUGUCUGCUCAGCUGAGUUCCUCUGUAACUGUGAGAAUAAUCACAUAGGGCCCCUACAAUUCUGCAAAUGUCAGUAAGGGAAGGGGGUAAUAGUUUCCACAUAAAAUUAGUUGGAGGUAUUUAAUGGAAUACAGUCUUAAGGGUCAGAUUGCUUACAGGCCAUGAGAUUGUAGAACUGCUGCUAUCUGGAUAAAAAUAAAAAAAACGUUGCAGGGCAAAAAAGUGAACUGUAAAAACUGGCUUUUAACAUACAGAGUGACUUUAUAGAGCACCUGUAAAAUAAGUCUUUUUGCUCAGGUUCCAAAACGUGUAUGUCUUUCACACAUUGUAAAAAUAGUUAUUUUAAUAUUGCACUGUUUAUGGAUGUACAUGUUGUUUGGUUCCAUUUUCAAGUCACGUAAGAUGUGGUUGGAACACUGCCUGACUCUGUUAAGUCAGGUUAGUUUCAGUUCCGCAUUAAGCAGAGUAUUGAACAAAUGGGAUGUAAAUAUAAGUCUUACUGAAUGCUUAUGUUGAUGUCCAGAUCCAUUAAGCCAAAAUGUACAAUAACCUUACCUUGUAACAACAAUUCCCUAUCCAUAUAGUGUCAAACAGAUAGCUAAUCAGCGUGAAGGAGAACAACAGAGAGUUAUUGCAAUACUAAACCAUCUGACACCCACUAGAUCAAAGUUCCUUAGAAUAUGCAGCGAUGGGAUAAAUACUUGUUGCCUGGGACCUACAACUUGACAAGUAGCAGUUCUCCGCAAACGGUAAUAAACUGUUGCAAUACAUUUAGUAUUGUGUGAUAUAACAACUGUUGUAUAAAAAGUAAAAAAAAAAGUAAAUGAUCAAACUGUGCCAGGGUUAUUUGCCAUGCUUUUUAUCAUCCUACUACCAAUCUGUCUGAAAAGCAGGGUUAUUAAAAAAAAAUAUUUUCACGUUCUUUGAUCGAGAAUAAAAAAAAUAAUCAACAUAUUUUUAUAACAAAGCAUACUUUUUGUACAUUGUGUUCAUUCUUGAAUAAAGUCAGUUCAGUGUUGGCUUGUAGAUAUUACAGAGAAGUAUUGACAUUGAUUCAAUAAAUGUUUUCUUUCAUUUAUGCGUUGGAUAUUUCAUUUGAUUUUCUCAACCUUAUCAAAUAAAGUUGGCAAUUGAAAAUA